Anarrhichthys ocellatus (wolf-eel) is the source of this 1356-nucleotide messenger RNA. RefSeq names its product arrestin domain-containing protein 3-like. Gene Ontology annotation, cellular component: cytoplasm; plasma membrane. Gene Ontology annotation, biological process: protein transport. The transcript has 6 exons. The record is from RefSeq and is a predicted model, not a curated record. The coding region runs from base 80 to 1156 and encodes 358 amino acids. NCBI's taxonomy places the organism in Eukaryota, Metazoa, Chordata, Actinopteri, Perciformes, Anarhichadidae.
AGCUGGUCGGGGUUUACAAGCCUUGACUCUCCUUUUUGGAGAUGAUUUUGAUUUUCCACUGUGUAUUUCUUUGUGGAAAAUGACCAUCAAAAACUUCGCAAUUGAAUAUGAUGCCAUCAACAGCAACAACACCUUCACAAAUGGAGAUACCGUCAAUGGGAGAAUCAUCAUAGAGGCUUCGAAGGAAACCAGAAUCCAAUCGCUUGUUUUUACAGCAAAAGGAGAAGCUCGGGUCAGAUGGAGCGAAUAUUAUGGACAAUAUCAACAUCAUGUGUACUGGGCCAAUGAGAAAUAUUACGAUGUCAAACAUCAUAUCUUGAGAGAGGCAAGAGAAGAUGGCACUGAGGUCAUUGGUAAAGGAAGACAUGUAUUUCCUUUUUCCUUCAAGAUUCCGGACAGGAACAUCCCAUCAUCUUUGAAAACCUGCAUAGGCAAAAUUGUUCAUCAAGUGAAGGCAGAGCUUAAACAAUCAAUGAAGCUGACAAAAGAGGCUAAAACCUACUUCACAUUUGUGUCCAAAGCAGACAUGGAUAUUCCUGGACUUAUGGAUCCCCAGUUUGGCUGUAAGGAUAAAUCUGUCAAAGGUUUUGGCUCUGGAAACAUUUCAAUGGAUGUUCACACUCAGAGGAUGGGAUACAAGCAAGGCGAGGUUCUCCAAGUCAAAGUUGAAAUCAACAACAAGUCAACUCGUUCAGUGAAGCCCAAAUUCAUACUGUAUGAGAAGAAGAGUUUCUUCGCCCAGGGUCGCAGGAGAGUUUCCACAAAUGAGAUCCUAAAGGAGAAGAUCGAGUCUAUUGCAUCUUCUGGAAAACAGACCGUGACUAAGGUGAUCACCAUCCCCAGGGAACUACCUCCCUCCAUCUUGAACUGCUCCAUCAUCAAGCAGGAGUACAGGCUGAAGAUCCAUCUAAAUAUCAAAUAUGCUCCGGACCCAGAGAUCAAGCUUCCUAUAGUCAUCCUACCUUCCUUUGAGGUGCCUGCUAUACAACAACCCCCUGGUGCUGCUGGUUUUGGAUGUGAAGCGUUUGGGAACCAGGACCAAGCACCCUGGAGCAUGAAGCCUCAACCCCAACCAGCACCCUAUGCUGCGGAGCCCCCACCUCCCUAUGGAGCUCAUACAAUGUACCCUUCUAUCAACUAUAAGAGUGCACUGUAAAUACGCCACAGAUAUGGCUUUGCACUCAUUUAACAUGGGCCCACUCAUGAUGGACUGUUCCUCUUUCUUUUUCUCAAAAUCUGCCGUCUAUUACCCACAAUGCAACUCAAGCACCAACACUUUGUUUGUAGAUUGCAUCGUGUUUUACCAUGCUCAUGUUUGUUUGUAGCUUAAGAUGCUUUAAAUCAAAUGUUUUUCUU